Molecule: messenger RNA, 883 nt
Organism: Coccidioides posadasii C735 delta SOWgp
Lineage: Eukaryota; Fungi; Ascomycota; Eurotiomycetes; Onygenales; Onygenaceae
Source: RefSeq, a predicted model, not a curated record
GUUACAUUUGGGGGCGCAUCGAGUUUGAAACAAACAUCGCCCGUGGUGGUUUUUUUUUCCGUCAAACAUGCUAUGUCGAGACAACAAAACCAAAAAACAGGGAACGCAGGUCGGUUCUCCAUAAAAAGACCUGUUUGCUUGAGAGCUAGGGAAGGGAUAUAUAUCAUGGCUCUAAUUUCACCCGCUCUCCACUUCCCAGCGCACAAUGUAUCAUGUGGCAAGUUAGCCUGUGAGUUACAUUACACAGUUAGUUACGCAGGUGGCUUCUCAAGUUGCUGGACACCAUCCUGGUCCUAUCAGUCUCAUGAGCCGCCCCAGAAUGCCCUCCCUGCCUUUGGAGAGGCACCAGGCCACAUGAGCCCAUAUCAAAAUCGGCGCUCCAAACGCACAUCUCUACUUUCAGGUCGAUAUACACCCCACAAGUGGGUAUAGCACCCAUGGCGAUUAUACUGGUUGGGACAUCAGAGCUUCUAUCUUGCAGCCAGCGGCCCUCUCAACUCUACUUUGCAUCGGCGGUGUGAUUGAGAUCGAAGUCCUCCUCGCUCAAUGCAACCGUAAGAUUCAUGCGGUCCACUUAGGUUGUUGUGGCCUCGCUCCAGGAUGUUCAUUGCUUCGGACUGCACAAACUGACAGUCCCGCCCACAUAGUACCCAGUCAAUGCUCUGGGCAAAGCACGAGAAGGCGUCCUGGAGAGAUUCAUCAUUGGACCGACGGGCGUUCACCCCUGCCUUUGGGCCCUCGCAGGCUCGUACAGAUCGCGAAAUCAAGAGCAAUUCAAGGCAAACAGCAUCAACCCGAAACAAUAUUCCAGAAAAUGUGCGGCUCAACCGGGGUACGCCGAGGAUUUUGAUCAGUAAACAUGCAAAGAAUUUGAGUACUGUGA